Messenger RNA from Trichoderma virens Gv29-8, 936 nucleotides. RefSeq lists its product as uncharacterized. The transcript has 4 exons. NCBI's taxonomy places the organism in Eukaryota, Fungi, Ascomycota, Sordariomycetes, Hypocreales, Hypocreaceae. Bases 1 to 936 code for a protein of 311 amino acids. The record is from RefSeq and is a predicted model, not a curated record.
AUGUCCGUGGACAUGUAUCCAUACUUGGUCACGCGGUACGAGGCGAUACUGGACAAGGACCUGGAGCGCAUGAAUGAAGCGCCGCGGAUAGCCACGCCCGCUGGGAUGCUCCCGCAGAUUUCGAGCAACUGGGGGGUCAGGUUUGAGCAGAUGGGCCAUUUGUUGUACAGGUGGCUCGAGACCACGGACUUUGUCAACUCGGACGAAACUAUGUUCCUCUCAAAGUCCAAAAAAGCAAAGCGAAAUAUCCGCAGCCUCCUCGCGCGCAUCAUCAGCAGAAUGGGCUAUUACGUUCGCCUAGCACGACUCAUCCCCGAGCAUCCCUCAGAUGACAGGGAGCAUCUCCGCGAGCUGAUCCGCUUUCUGUACUUCACGAUCCUGCAUUUCGGCAUCCUCCUCGUCGCGAGCCCGGGGAUUCGCAGUUAUGCUGGCGUCGCGGCAAAGCUCAGGGCGGACCUGCUGUCAAACGAGAAAGAAAUUACCGUUUUCAAAGCGACAUGGAUCAAGAGAAAGCUCGACGAGGCCCCGGCUUCUGUCGAAGAGGCCAGAGAUUCCGAUACCAGUACAAGUACACGACAUGGUGACAUGGAGUCUGGCUCAGAUGCAAGCACUUUUGGUCAUCCAGCAAGUCCUGGUCAACUUCUGAUGAUUGUGCUCCAUCUGCUAAUCCUGCUGAAUCUGCCAGCCCUGUGGUCCAGUACUUCCACCCCCGAUCGCCGACUGAAAGCAUCUGCAAUGGCCGCCACUUUUGUUAACCGAAGCAUAUCCAGCGCCGGAUAUUGCCAGACGACAAAGAAAGACAUAGAAAAGAAUGCUGCUUCGGAUCUUUGUAAUCGUGGAGCCGCCAACCUCACGUAUGCGCAGCGUGGUUUUGAUCAAUGUGGCCUAAGCUUUGGCUAUAGCGUUUAUCUACAUUGUUUCUCUAGCAUUCAAUAG